Messenger RNA from Thlaspi arvense, 1464 nucleotides. The record is from the annotation of a GenBank genome assembly. Lineage: Eukaryota; Viridiplantae; Streptophyta; Magnoliopsida; Brassicales; Brassicaceae.
UCCUGUGAAAGACAGCUCCACUUCUCACUUUCAUUCACACUCUGCUUUCCAAAGCUUUCUUUAAUGGCGAUUAUCACAGAAGAAGAAGAGGAAUCCAAAACCUUAGUUCCUCCUCAGAAAAAAUCAGAUUCAGCCAUGACGAAUCAUCAUAAACCCCAAUCUCAAUCUCAAAACCCUUUCCCCUUUUGGUUCUACUUCACACUCGUCUCCUCACUCGCCACUCUCAUAUUCGUAUCACUCUCUCUUUUUGCUUCUCCCAACGAUCCUAGAUCCUGGUUUCUCUCACUCCCACCAGCUCUCCGUCAACAUUACUCAGAAGGACGAACAAUCAAAGUCCAGGUAAACCCUGACGAGUCACUGAUCGAGGUUUUUGUAGCUGAAUCUGGUUCGAUUCAGCCAGAGAAAGUGAUAAUCGUUCAUGGGUUAGGUCUUAGCUCUUACGCGUUUCGGGAGAUGAUCCAGUCGCUCGGAUCAAGAGGGAUUCAUGGUGUGGCUAUUGAUUUACCCGGAAAUGGAUUUUCUGAUAAAUCGAUGGUAGUGGUUGGUGGAGAUAAAGAAAUAGGGUUUGUAGCUAGACUUAAGGAAGUUUAUGGUCUGAUUCAAGAGAAAGGCGUUUUCUGGGCGUUUGAUCAGAUGAUUGAAACUGGAGAUUUGCCUUACGAGGAAAUCAUGAAACUCCAGAACUCGAAAAGGAGAAGCUUAAAAGCUAUUGAAUUAGGGAGUGAAGAAACGGCAAGGGUUUUAGGUCAAGUGAUUGAUACAUUGGGUUUAUCUCCUGUUCAUUUGGUUCUUCAUGAUUCAGCUCUAGGGUUAGCAUCAAACUGGGUCUCCGAGAAUUCACCCAAUGUUCGAAGUAUUACGCUUAUCGACUCCAGUAUUAGCCCGGCAUUGCCCUUGUGGGUUUUGAAUGUACCUGUAAUCAGAGAGGUCUUGUUAGGGUUUUCGUUUGGGUUUAAGAAACUAGUGAGCUUCCGUUGCUCAAAGGAGAUGACUUUAUCGCAAAUCGAAGCUCAUAGGGUACUAUUGAAGGGACGAAACGGGAGAGAAGCUGUUGUUGGUUCAUUGAAGAAGCUUAACCAUAGCUUUGACAUGGCACAGUGGGGUAACUCGGAUGCGAUCAACGGUAUCCCGAUGCAAGUGAUUUGGUCUAGAGAAGGGUCUAAAGAAUGGACCGAGGAAGGACAAUGUGUAGCUAAGGGUCUUCCAAAGGCAAAGUUUGUUACUCACUCAGGCAGCAGAUGGCCUCAGGAAAGCAAAUCCGGCGAGCUUGCAGAUUACAUUGCUGAUUUUGUCUCUCUACUCCCAAAAUCCAACAGAAGGGUCUCUGAAGAACCUAUUCCGGAGAAUGUUCAGAAAAUGUUAGAUGAAGCAAAGGGUGGUGACCAUGACCGUCAUCAUGACCACGGGCAUGCGCAUGCUGGUUACACAGAUGCUUACGGUCUUGGUGAGGAAUGGACUACUUAA